Scleropages formosus (Asian bonytongue) is the source of this 4906-nucleotide messenger RNA. Its product is annotated as protein Shroom2-like. Bases 154 to 4530 code for a protein of 1458 amino acids. Gene Ontology annotation, molecular function: actin filament binding. The record is from RefSeq and is a predicted model, not a curated record. The transcript has 10 exons. Gene Ontology annotation, cellular component: apical plasma membrane; adherens junction; apical junction complex. Lineage: Eukaryota; Metazoa; Chordata; Actinopteri; Osteoglossiformes; Osteoglossidae. Gene Ontology annotation, biological process: actin filament organization.
GUGGACUGUAACUGCAUUUGUACAAUAACGAUUUUACACCGUUCGUUCUCUCACGGCUGUGUUUCCUCUUUGCAAAAUCCCUAAGAAUAAAACAAAGUGCUGUAGACACUUCUGGCACUGUGGAUUGUAAGUGAGGGACCGCUUCAAGUGAAAAUGUCAGCGGCUCUGGAGCGGAGGCCCAGUGAGCGUAAAGGAUGGAGACUUGUGGAUGUCCCUCUUGUGGGAGCGGCCCCCUGGGGAUUCACACUGAUGGGAGGUCGGGAGCACCAAGAACCCCUCGUCAUAACCAAGGUGGAAGAAGGCAGUGAGGCAGAAACCGCUCAGCUGCGGGUGGGGGAUGAGCUUGUCAGCGUCAACGGGGUGGUCUUGAGCGGCUACCGGCAGGAGGCCAUCUGUCUUGUCAAGAGCUCCUACAAGACCCUGUCCUUAGUGGUUAGGAGGAGAAUUGUAAGUGUGAGCAGGCAUCACUCCUGUCACCCCACCAAGGUCACAGAUAAUCAGGCAGAAUCUGCAAGGACCCAAACAAUGCCCAUACCAGUCAGGGAAAUGAGAUAUGAUUCCAGCAGCUCUGAUUGGAAGCGCCCCGGUUGCUGGGAUCCAAACAUCGUGCAGCAAGUGUCCAGCUCCCUGAGCAGCAUGGACUAUAUAGAGCAAUCCUCCCAUGGAUACUGCUCUAAAGGCCUUAGGAAUUCCACAGAUAACACAGAUUCUCUGGUGGGCAGCUUGUAUGGCUCUGCCUACAGCUCUUUCUCCACCUGUUCCACUGCAAUGAAUCAGUCUUUGACUUCAGAGAACAUGACCUACAAACCAAGCCAGUGGGACUCGAAUAGUGGAGUCAGCAAUGUAAGGCUUCCUCACAGGUCCAACACCAGCCAGCACGUGCACGAAUGGCCAGGGUUCCAGCAGUUAUCCAUCAACACUAGAAGUCCAGAAAGCUCCAAGACUCAGGAUCCAACAGAAUACAACAACUCCAGUUCUGAGAGACCUCCCUUGGGUCCAGUAUGGCACAUCCCCAUUAAAAAAUCCAAAGCCCCAUCUCCACCACAAGCCUCAAGUGACAGUUUUGCACUGACCAGGGCUCACGAGAAGGGAUGGACACUUGACGUGCCUGGAAGCGAUGGGCUUGACUUUCAUGUCAGUCAGAAGUCUCAAGACCAAGGUCUGGAGAAGGGACUCUCACAGAACAAUGAUAUAACCCAUAUAGGCCAUAUUAACAAUAGGAGAGGAGCUGGAGUUAAGCCCUCUUCUACCCCACCAUUUAAGAGUGAUACAAUGUCUCCUUAUACUUCACCUGAUAGCCAUAACAAUGACCACCUGAUCCGGAACAACCAUCAUUCCUUAAACAGCACUGAUCUGCAGCAAGGCAAACCUGUCUGUAACCCUGUGCUGCAUGAUCAGCACAAAGUGGGUAAUGAAAUCACCCAUUUUCCACAAACCAGUUAUACAUCAGUGUCAAAACCACAUAAUUGGAGCAGCAGUUACAGCAAUGUAGAGGAGUUUCCUGCUGACAACAUCACUCCACUCUUCAAGUAUGCCCAUGUGACGUCAAGUGCAGCUGUGUCCAGUACCAGCAUCAGUGAAAACUUAGACCACAGUAAGCACAGCCAGAACUGCUUCAUGACAGCCCAGCAAUCUGUACAUUCCUUAGCAGUGCCCCAGGCAUCAGUGAAGGUGGGGGACAUAGAAAGAGGAACAGGCCACAAGAUGGGUGACCACAGUUCUGUGGAUUUCCAAAACGUGAAUAAAAAGAAUUUUCUUCUGUCUCAGGAACAACAACUGUACCUUGAAAGUGAUGAGUAUGAACAUAACAGUGGGCAGGUUCGCAAUCAGUCACCACAUUUAGGUGUUAUAGUAGAAACUCCUCCAGAGAAGCCCAAGACAGAGAACAGGAAGAGCAGUGGCAAGAGUGGAGAAAUACAGGAGACUGUGGAUCCUCAAGGUCGUAAAGAGAUGCAGGCAACACAAAACUCACAUUCAACAGGGAGUGAAUGGUUUGUCAACAGUCUGAACAGUGAAGUGCAAACAAGGAGAACACAGGUGCAGAAAAAUAAAAUUAUAGCGACUGUAACAGACUCUAGGACCAAAGAGGAUGAGACUGUCUGUAAAGAUGAAGGCAGCUGCACCCCUUUGUCAUCCCCUGAGGGCUCCAUUUCCUACAAGAACCACCUUAAGGCUGCUCAAGCCCGAGUUCUUAGAGCUACAUCUUUCAGCAGGAAAGACUUAGACCCCAUGUUACCUGACCAUCUUGGGGGUGAUGUGUCAGAUGGGGACAUUGUUCCAUAUCUCAUGCACCAAGACAAAACAUCCAUGCAUGCAUGCUCAAAAGUUUUGCAGGAUGAACCCAGUCCUGCAAAUGUUCAGGUGCCUCGGCUGGGCGGUCGUAAGCGCUUUCCAGUUGAGCAGAAAAUGCAUUCUUUUUCAGCACCAGACAGAAUCAAUGAGGUGGGAGUAGAAGACGAGAUCUUUCAUCCUGAAGCUGAUCGAUCAUCUGUAAAUGAACACAGAGAAUUAGAGACAACUGACAAACCAGCUCUUCCCAGGUCAAUGAUGAGGUCUGCCAAGCAGAGUUCCCCUGUGGAUCACCCUGAGGUCAAAUCUGGCAGGAAACUUCACCCAGGAAAGAUGGAGGAGGGCUAUGGCAAGACCAAAGCCCCCUUUAGAGGACACCCACUAGGCAAAAGCCAUAGCAGUUUCAGUUCUUUCGACAGAGUUGGCUUACAGGGUUCAAAGUGGCAGAGAGCUCCAGCAGGGCACCAGAACACCCGGAAUAUUAAGAAGAACCCUCUGGAACUCGUUACUCCUGGGACAUCUUUGUCUACUGACAAAGUCCAGGAUAAACAUGUGGAUAAAUUGAAUAAACCCUCAUACACCUAUAAAAACCAUGAUACUUCAACAUCUGAAGAUUUCUACGAAAAGAACCAUCCAGUCCGAGAAAGGGGAUUUACAGACAGUUCUCUGCCAGAACCUGCUAGACAGGAAAAAGCAGCAAGGCUCUAUGACCGAAGACACAGUGAUAGUACUUCACCAGAUGUCUUAGAGCCACCUACAGAGAACACUCCUAUGGAUGACCCAGAGAAGAGGACUUUGUUCAAACAUCCCUACCGCCAUCCAAGUGAGAAACCCCACUUAAAGGACCCAGAACAACCAAGUGGAUGGUCCCCCAGCAAAGUGUUCCAUGAACACUCUGCUCACAAGAAGAAAGGACCCCUGGAACAGAAGCAGUGCCAGUCUAAUCUGGAUGGACUGAAGGCCACAGCACCACUGAAAGACCCCCAGGAGUCCUCACAUGGUUCACGAAAUGACCAGGCAUCUAAGCACAACUCACCAUGUGCAGAGCUGCCUCUAGACCUUGUCGUUCCUUGGGGAUCACUUGCUCCCUGUGAGAACCCUCAUCAGGGCAUAGGGCCAGAAGAUGAGCUGGGAGCGCUGGAGAGAGCCCGCGUUUCCUCUUCUUCAUUCGUGGAGUGUAGACUCAAACUUCAGCUGCACACUCGCUCUCAGCAGUUUUCUUCUCACGAGAUCAAGGUCCAAGUAUCUGUCACCAUACAGGAUGAAUGCAGAAUGGACAGCAUGUUGGAGAAUGCCACUGUAGAAGAGGCUGCCAUCAUGGCUUUUCCUGCCAAGGACAUGGAGGAAGAGCAACACCACCACAAGCUGCCCAGUGAAGUAUCCUCCAGCCACCAGCCGCUUGCCCCCAACAUGGGGCAGAGGGGUUUGGAGCAUAGGGCUGCUGAAAGUGGGGUCCCAGGGGUGAGUCUGCAAAAGAGGCCGCACCACUUCCAGAGGGGGUCGUCACAACCAGGACUGAGUAGGACAACAGAGGAGCGGUGGGAGAAGGACAUCAGAACAGAUGCAGCCUCCAAGGUGACAGACUCCAUGUUCUCAAGUUCCACGGCAUCUGCAGAAGAGUCAGAAGAGUUCCAGAUGGGGACAAAAGGGAUGCAGGACUCAGAGCUGAUUGGCAGCCUGACCAGGAAGCUGCAGGUACUGCGAGAGGCCCAGGACAGUGUGCAGGAGGACAUACGAGCCAACAAUGUACUUGGGGAGGAGGUGGAGCAAGCCCUCCGGAAGCUUGGCAAGCCCAGCGAGCUGGACAAGUUUCGUAUGUUUGUUGGUGAUGUGGACAAGGUGGUCAGCCUGCUGAUGUCACUAACCAGCCGCCUGGACAGGGUGGAGAAAGCCCUGAGCAACCUUGGGGAGCAAGUAUCUCCCAAGGAGAAGCACUCCCUGCUGGAGAAACGAAAGCAGCUGAUUCGGCAGCACCAAGAUGCCAGAGAGCUGAAGAAGAAUCUGGAUCACCGAGAACAUCUGGUGUACAACAUCCUGGCCAAUUACCUUAGUGAGGACCGAUUAGCCAACUACGUGCACUUUGUCAAGAUGAAGUCUGCACUCAUCAUUGAACAGCGUAAGCUGGAGGACAAGAUCAGACUGCGGGAGGAGCAGCUCAGGGUUCUGAUGGACCGCCUUCCACUAGAGAGCAGAUACACUUCUGACGAAGAUCUCCUUUUCCGUCCAGACCUCCUAAUUUAGGUAGUAUAACAGGUUUGCAGCAUGCAACAGAAAGGAGGUGUUCUGUCGAGAUCAGAGUAAUAGAGAACUCGUAUCUGAGUCCUGAAGGGUUUUUAUCAUUUCUGAAUUGGCAAUAAGAAGGAAUUCUGGGAGAAAUGCAAUUUAAUGGCCUUACAAAUUCUAAAAAACUGCAGGGGGCAAAUAGCAACAAUUUUUCUUCAUAUUUAUUUUAGAUGUAAAACUUUAGAAAAAUUCUCUUAAAUUACAGAAUGCUGUUUUGCCAUUUUAUUGAGGUAUAAUUCUACAGUUUAAAAUAUACUACUACAUACACUGAAAGAUCAUCAUAUGGGAUGCACUUCAGAUAACUGCUUAAUAUGCAAAUUAGUUGACUACUUGA